AUGACAAUGUCUCUCAUCCAAGCGUGCCGCAGUCUGGCUCUCUCAACAUGGCUGCUUUCCUUUUGUUUCGUGCAUCUGCUCUGCCUGGACUUCACCGUGGCGGAGAAGGAGGAAUGGUACACCGCCUUCGUGAACAUCACCUAUACGGAUCCCGAGCCCGGGGCCGCCGUGGCGGGCGGCGGUGGCGGCGCCGAGCUGCACACGGAGAAGAGCGAGUGCGGGCGUUACGGCGAGCACUCGCCCAAGCAGGACGCGCGCGGCGAGGUGGUCAUGGCCAGCUCGGCCCACGACCGCCUGGCUUGCGACCCCAACACCAAGUUCGCCGCGCCGGCCCACGGCAAGCACUGGAUAGCCCUCAUCCCCAAGGGCAACUGCACCUACAGGGAUAAGAUCCGGAACGCGUUCCUGCAGAACGCCUCCGCUGUGGUCAUCUUCAACGUGGGCUCCAACACCAAUGAGACCAUCACCAUGCCCCACGCAGGUGUGGAGGACAUCGUGGCUGUAAUGAUCCCUGAGCCCAAAGGGAAGGAGCUAGUGAGCCUGCUGGAGAGAAACAUCACCGUGACCAUGUACAUCACCAUCGGCACCCGGAACUUGCAAAAAUAUGUGAGCCGCACGUCGGUUGUGUUUGUCUCCAUCUCCUUCAUUGUCCUGAUGAUCAUUUCUCUGGCGUGGCUGGUGUUUUAUUAUAUCCAGAGGUUUCGAUAUGCAAAUGCCAGGGACAGGAACCAGCGCCGACUGGGAGAUGCAGCAAAGAAAGCCAUCAGCAAGCUCCAGGUCAGGACCAUCAGGAAGGGUGACAAGGAAACAGAGUCCGAUUUUGAUAACUGUGCAGUCUGCAUAGAAGGGUACAAGCCCAACGAUGUGGUCAGGAUCUUGCCCUGCCGGCAUCUUUUCCACAAAUCCUGUGUUGACCCCUGGCUUCUAGACCAUCGCACCUGCCCCAUGUGCAAGAUGAACAUUCUUAAGGCCCUAGGGAUCCCGCCCAAUGCUGACUGCAUGGAUGACUUGCCCAUUGACUUCGAAGGCUCUCUAGGAGGCCCACCAACCAAUCAGAUCACAGGAGCCAGUGACACAACUGUCAAUGAAAGCUCAGUCACUCUGGACCCUGCUGUGCGGACAGUGGGGGCCCUGCAGGUGGUCCAGGACCUAGACCCUGCUCCUCAGGAGGGAGAAGCCAUCUUUACAACUAACAGUGACCAAGAGCCAGCAGUGAGCAGUGAUUCUGACAUCUCACUAAUUAUGGCACUGGAAGUGGGCCUGUCUGACGUAGAACUUUCCACUGACCAAGACUGCGAGGAGGUGAAAUCUUGAGAUGGUAGAAACAGACAAAAGAAAACAUAGGAAUCAGGGGGACAGGAAGGAAGCAUGCUCCGAGAAUCGAACUGAAUUCACGGCCUUCAGAUCACCAUGGCAACCCCAAGGCACUCUGUUCCAGGGUGGUAAUGAAAGCAAUAUCUAAAGUCUCCCAAGUCAGGAUGCGGGGUCCCAUCUCUGCAACAGCCUGUGGCCUUGAUGUGGAAGUUGAAAGCUGGAUUCCUUGGUGUUCGUGCAGAUGGGUGGCAGACCGGAAGGAGACCUUCAGAGCAUCUUCCCUUGAUUUCAGCUCUGCUAUCUUCUUGCUCUUGUUUGGGAAAGAUGGUUUCAUUCCCUUGGCAAUUUCUUUUUAAAGUUGAUGUAGAGUUUACAUCGAUCCCUCUGUUUUCCCGUUGAUUCACGUGAGCCCGUAUACAGAGGUCUGUUUAGGAGUCCCAGUUGCUGCUCCAGUGAUUGGUUUGUACCACAUCUUGGGAUUCAUAGUCAUGAGUUAUCAGUAUGACGUGUGUAUGACUUUGAGGAUCACCUCAGCACACUAAAACUGUGGGAGGCCAGAUUUUAUCAAGCAUCUAACCCCCUCCUCUAAGUGGGUCUUGUCAAGCCCAGCUGCCAGACAGCAACACUAAGUUCUGGAUCUGCUGAGUUGGUUGCUCGUUAUUUUCAGCUCUGUCGCAUGGGCUUCCACUUGUCAUGUUCUGUCAGGGGCCAACUUGGCAGGAGAGAACUGUCAGGGAGGAAUGUCUAAAACUCAGAAUUCCCCAAAGGACACCAUGACAAAGCUCAGAGUAUGUGGAACUAUAAACCUAGUUAAAAACAAACAAACAAACAAACAAACAAACAAACAAACCUGAUACCCCAUCUUCCCAGGGUAGGGAAGAUCCCUGACUCCCUGAUUUCCCCCAAGGCCUUAGCAGUUUAUCUCCUUCAUAAAUGAAUUCCAUGGGUACAAGGUAUAGAAAAGAUGCAAUCAUUUUUCUUAGGUCACUGGCAUCCAGGUGUAAGCUUACUUCAGGGACUGUCCUGUUAACCCUCACCAGCCUACAUGGAAAGAUCUAAAUAAGUCCUUAACAGUUUGCAUCUUGGGUCUUCCUGAGAGCAUCCAGGUAUCAAGAGGAGAAUGAGGUAUGAUCUGAUAAAGUCUGAAUCGAAAUGUGCAUCAUCAUGGGAAAUUGCUAAGUUGAGUUUCUUCGGAUUUGUAAGAAUCAAAUAAGAUUAAAAGAAAAAAAAACAAAUGACUAUCAAAACCCACUGUAUUAUAAAGUGGUUUAUGAUUUCAUUCUCUUUUUAUCUGAAACAAUAACAAAAGGAUACUGUCUUUCAAGUGGACAGUAUUGUGAUACACUCGGCAAUACUAGAGGCAGAGGUGACCAGUCUGUAUCCCUCUGAACAAUCAGGAGGAUCUCCUCCUCCUCUUCCUUCUCCUUCUUCUCUUCCUCCUUCUCCUCCUCCUUCUUCUUCCUCCUCUUCAUCCUCCUCCUCUUUCUCUUCCUCCUCCUCCUACUACUCCUCAUGGCUAGCAGUUGGCAAGGUCAUACAGAGCAGAAAUUAACCAGGGAAGCAAGCUCUUUCCACUGAGCUGUAUUUAUGUAUUUGAUUUGGGCUUU
Messenger RNA from Grammomys surdaster, 2921 nucleotides. It is a transcript of the gene Rnf150, whose product is annotated as ring finger protein 150. Bases 1 to 1314 code for a protein of 437 amino acids. The transcript has 7 exons. The record is from RefSeq and is a predicted model, not a curated record. Lineage: Eukaryota; Metazoa; Chordata; Mammalia; Rodentia; Muridae.